Messenger RNA from Kazachstania africana CBS 2517, 900 nucleotides. RefSeq lists its product as uncharacterized. Bases 1 to 900 code for a protein of 299 amino acids. The record is from RefSeq and is a predicted model, not a curated record. Lineage: Eukaryota; Fungi; Ascomycota; Saccharomycetes; Saccharomycetales; Saccharomycetaceae. The transcript has a single exon.
AUGAGGAAAAAAAUGAACAAACUGAUUAAUAUCGUCUCCUUUAGCUUGUUUGCACUUGUUCUUCAAGCUUGUGCAACACCUAUAGAGCAAAAAGGUGCAAUUUUUGUCAAAGGGAACGAACUUGGAAAAGCAGAUUCUAACUACUGGCUAUUAAAUGGAACUGCUGAAGCUACUCCAGUUAACUACACUACUGUUAUUGAUUAUUGGGAAUCCUUAUAUACCAAUCUUCAAUUACUCGGUAAAAGGGACUCCACUAUCUACACUCUAGUAGACACAUGUGUCGAUAAGUACUGUCAAAAGGUCACAAUUGAGAUAAUUAACGGAACUACUAAGAAUUAUCAAAUAGAAACUCAGAAUUUCUUUAAAAACAUGACUGACAGCAGCCUUGAUGGCGCUUAUGGGAAGCGUGAUGACGUCGAAUACGAGUCACAGUGCACUCGUAAAAUAUGUGGCAUGAAUGUAAAAAGUCUGGCCAAGUAUUACAAUCUAGCAGCUGCAACAUUCGACUUCACUAGUAACGUGUACACGGUCGCAUCAGACAUAGUUGACAGAAUAGUAGCCGCUUUCAAAAAGGAUAAAGAGGAAUGUUCAGGGUUUACCCUUGAGAAUAUCAUCAUCGAUCCCUACGUGUCAUGGAAUGCUUUCGUUUCAACAUACACUACUGGAAAAAACUGUGAUACUACUGCUAAGGAUGAAAAUAUAAAAUGUGCUGUCCGGACUGCGUUGGAGGCUGAACACAAUCAUCAAAAAACAGCCUUCUGUUUACAUAUUGAUCACGGUGGUACCUUCAAUAUGGAUAUUAGAAUUAUUGCUAAAACUUCAGUGGCCAUGGUUGAUCCUUGGAGGUUGCCUUGUGCUACAAUUGGCGAUGACUGGACCAAAACAUCUGACUGUUGGUAA